AUGCUCGCUCCACGAGACGACUUCGUCCACGACCACUACUACUCCGACUCCUUCUGGUGGUCCCCCGCCGGCUACGUCGCCAAAUGGGUCAUCGUCGGCACCAUCUUCUUCUUCCUCCUCACCUGGAUCGUCGGCGGCUACCUCCACGCCCGCCACCGCGUCCGCAAAGGCCUGCCUCCCCUCCGCUACCACCGCUGGCUGCUCUCCCGCUCGCAGCGCGCGCGCUUCGAUCCGGGCCCGGGCGCGUAUUAUCAUGCGCAACCGUAUGGGUGGAGCUAUCGGAUGGAUGGGCGGCAUGUGGAGCCGCCGCCGGUGUAUUCGAAUGAUCUGCCGCCGACAUAUCAACCGCCCGCAGGGGCGUCGAAGAUAAACCCGAAUCAAAAUAUUCCACAAAGAACAACGAUGUCGCCGCCGCCGCCGCCCGCGCCGACGAAUAACGGGGGUCCAUCGCAGGGGAGCAAUGCCGCCGCGCCGUGA
Molecule: messenger RNA, 477 nt
Organism: Eremomyces bilateralis CBS 781.70
Lineage: Eukaryota; Fungi; Ascomycota; Dothideomycetes; Eremomycetales; Eremomycetaceae
Exons: 3
Coding region: 1-477 (158 amino acids)
Source: RefSeq, a predicted model, not a curated record